AUGACUAGGAAAAUAGGCCUAUGGAUUGACCUAACAAACACUUCAAGAUUUUACAAUGAGGCUGAGAUUAAGCAAGAGGGAGCCCGCUACCUGAAAAUCAACUGCCGAGGGCAUGGGGAGUGUCCCAGUGUAGACCAAGUCAACACUUUUGUCGACAUUUGUGACAGGUUCAUCAGGAAAAACCCCUUAGAGAUAAUAGCUGUUCACUGCACACAUGGUUUCAACAGAACAGGUUUUCUGAUAAGCUCUUACUUUAUUAUGAAAAAUGACUGGGCUAUCGACUAUGCAAUCAGCGCAUUUGCAAAAGCCAGACAUCCAGGCAUAUACAAAGCAGACUACCUGUGUGAACUUUAUUCUCGAUCAGGUGAUGACCCUAAUGAUGCCCCACCUGCCCCAGAAUUGCCGGACUGGUGCCAUGAAGACAGUUUUGUAGAUGAUGAUGAUGAAAGCAUAGGGGGGGGAGGCGGUGGAGGAGGUGGAAGAGGGAAGAAGAGAGAAAAAAACAAGAAAAACCCCACCUUCAUGGAGGGAGUUUCUGGUGUUUAUCCUAUCACAGUUCAGCCAAAGCUGUCUGAAAUACAGAGGCGGAUACAGCAGUUAUGUAAUUGGAAUGGAACUGGGUUCCCCGGAUGUCAGCCAGUCAGCAUGGACCAAGAAAACCUUGGUUUCUUGCGAGACAAGCCCUAUAAAGUGUCUUGGAAGGCGGACGGGACGAGAUACAUGAUGCUCAUAAAUGGGAGGAAGGAAGUCUAUUUGGCAGAUCGUGACAAUAGCAUCUUCCAGGCGCCCGAAGUGGAGUUCCGACAGAAAUUUGACCUGAUGGUACACAUGUCGGAUACACUAGUUGAUGGGGAGAUGGUCAUAGACACAAAUCCCAAGACAGGCGAAAAAACUCCACGAUAUCUCAUCUACGAUGCUGUCCAAAUUCAGGGUCGGGACAUCAUAAACGACACUUUCCAAAUGAGAUAUGAACGGAUUAUGACGGAUAUCAUCUGCCCGAGAAAUGCUGCCAUAGAAAAGGGCCUCCUAAACAAACAGAAGGAACCCUUCAGCGUGCGGAGAAAGGAUUUCUGGGAUGCCAACGAGCACUAUACCCAGAAGCUCCUGAGCGAAUCAUUCCAGUCCAAGCUGUGCCACGAACCCGAUGGUUUGGUAUUCCAGCCCGAGUGUGAUCCCUACGUACCUGGAAGGUGUGAUCUAGUCCUGAAAUGGAAACCUCCAAGCCACAAUUCUGUUGAUUUUAAGUUAAAAAUUGUCAAGAAAGGUGGUGUAGGAUUAUUGCCAACAACAGAAGGAGACCUGUAUGUAGGGGGGCUGGACGCUCCCUUCUCAACAAUAAAGCCGACCAAGGGGUUGAAGGAGUACAACAACAAGAUCAUUGAAUGUAAAUAUGAAAAUAACAAGUGGGUCUUCAUGAGAGAGAGGACUGACAAAUCGUUCCCCAAUAGCUACACUACUGCCAUGGCUGUUUGCAACAGUAUUAGCAACCCAGUUACCGAGGCUGACCUACUCAAAUUCAUCCAUGCUCAAGGGUACAAGAAGGCCGACAAGGAGUUGAUGCCGCCUCCGCCUGCUAAGAGGCCAAGAAUGCAAUAAACAUAAAAGGGGAUGAACCAUGAUGCAGUAGGAAUAUGAAUAAAGAGAAUAUGGAGGAAAAGAGAAAAUGAAUAUGGUUAAACAUUUGGACUAAACAUUUUUUUUAGUUUCCAGGUAGAAAGUAAAAAUCAAAAAUAGUAAUGGAAUGAUUCAUGUCUUCCCCCAGCAGAUAUUAUGGAAUUUUGUUAUUCAUGAAUUUCAAUCAUUUUAAAUGAAAGAAAUUAAUUUACAAGGAGGAUGAAUAUGUGUCUUUUUCAUAAAUGAUGUGUACUUUCUCUUAUUCAUUUAUAAAAUGAAACAAAUUUUCUC
Messenger RNA from Penaeus vannamei (Pacific white shrimp), 1905 nucleotides. The record is from RefSeq and is a predicted model, not a curated record. Lineage: Eukaryota; Metazoa; Arthropoda; Malacostraca; Decapoda; Penaeidae.